CAGUCAAACGAUUAACAUUAGCAAUGGCACCGAAAAUCAGCGGAAAGGCAGCAAAGAAAGCCGGCAAGGCCCAGAAGAACAUUUCGAAGGGAGACAAGAAGAAGAGACGCAAGCGGAAGGAGAGCUACGCUAUCUACAUCUUCAAAGUAUUGAAACAAGUUCAUCCAGACACUGGUGUCUCCAGUAAGGCCAUGUCCAUCAUGAACAGUUUCGUCAACGAUAUCUUUGAGCGUAUCGCCGCUGAAGCAUCGCGUUUGUCUCACUACAACAAACGGUCAACCAUCACUAGUCGCGAAAUCCAAACGGCUGUCCGUCUCUUGUUGCCAGGAGAAUUGGCCAAGCACGCCGUCAGUGAGGGAACCAAAGCCGUCACCAAAUACACCAGUUCAAAGUAAAUUCGACAUAAUUUUCGCAAAACCGUACAAAAAACGGCCCUUUUCAGGGCCACCA
Molecule: messenger RNA, 450 nt
Organism: Sitodiplosis mosellana (orange wheat blossom midge)
Lineage: Eukaryota; Metazoa; Arthropoda; Insecta; Diptera; Cecidomyiidae
Product: histone H2B.3
Exons: 1
Coding region: 24-395 (123 amino acids)
Cellular component (GO): nucleosome
Molecular function (GO): DNA binding; protein heterodimerization activity; structural constituent of chromatin
Source: RefSeq, a predicted model, not a curated record